AUUGCAGAAACAGGAUUUACGCCACUAAUUCUGCGUGUCCCGCACUGAAUGAUUCACAGCCUCAAACACGCCCCGCCGCAAUGGUCGAUCCGGAUCCGCCGUCGACAACCACAAUGGCACUUUUGGGCAUCAGGUGACGGGACAAUCAGUGGAUACCGUACAUAGAGCUACAGAUCAGACCAGCCAAACAGAUCGGUAGUAUCGUUGUCACGUCCUUGUUUGGCACAAUCCAACACUGCUUUUGCUUGUCGAGUUUUGCGGGCUUCAAUUCUAUAUAUCACGCACACAAUCCUCAAUCUACCACACGAUAAUUGGCAAUACAAUACAACAAUAAACUGCCAAAAUGGACGAAGAUGAUGUUGAUAUGAUGGAGGAGCAGGAAGAAGAAGAAGACGCCGACAUGGCGGAGCAGCAAGAAGGAGAAGGAAUGGGAGAGGAUGAAUAUGCCAAUUACCAGGAUCUACCCGUCAGUCAAGAAGAUGCAUGGGCUGUCAUUAGUGCCUACUUUGAAGAAAAGGGAUUGGUCCGACAGCAACUCGAUAGUUUUGAUGAGUUCAUUCAGAAUACCAUGCAGGAGUUGGUGGAUGAUUCGGGAGCUAUCCGAGUCAGCCCCGAGUACCAGCACACUGUGGGGUAUGAUGAGGAUCAGUACGAUGACCACUUGGCGGGAGAACAAAAGGCCGUCUUCUCCAUUGCAUUUGGACAGGUUUACUUGAGUAAGCCAACAAAUGUGGAAAAGGAUGGAACCGUCACAAACAUGUUCCCACACGAAGCAAGGCUGCGAAACUUGACGUACAGUGCUCCCCUCUACGUCGAUGUCUCUCUCAAUCAGUACAGUUGUGCCAAGGAAGUCAACAUUGCGGAUCCGGCUUCCGAAGAGUUGAUGGGAGAUGCUAUCACAACCGAGCAUGCCAAGAAGGAAUUCUUGGGGUAUGUACCCAUCAUGCUUCGGUCCCUCUUUUGUGUGCUGAGUGAUAAGGACGAUGCCGAUUUGAGUGAUCUGGGUGAAUGCAUUUACGAUCAAGGCGGUUACUUUGUAAUCAACGGAUCGGAAAAGGUCAUGAUUGCCCAAGAGAGGCUCUCCAACAACCACGUAUACGCCUUUGAAAAGAAACAACCAUCCAAAUUCAGUUGGGUCAUUGAAACACGUAGUCAGGUCGAAGGAUCGAGUCGACCCGUCUCGACGCUUUAUCUGCAAAUGUAUCAAAAGGGGGGUGGUCGUGGAUCACUGGAAGGAAACCAGAUCCGUUCCACGCUUCCCUACAUUCGUACUGAUAUCCCAAUUGUCAUUAUCUUUCGGGCGCUUGGUUAUGUUGCUGAUCGGGAUAUCAUUGAGCAUGCCGUUUACGAUUUGACUGACGGAGAAAUGAUGGACCUGUUCCGGCCUUCCCUUGAGGAGGCAUUUGUCAUUCAAAGACAAGAUGUGGCCCUCGAUUUCAUUGGACGCCGUGGAUCUGCUCGAGAUGUUACCAAGGACGACCGUAUCCGCUACGCCUCUGGAAUUCUCCAAAAGGAAGUGUUGCCGCAUGUGGGCACGGAAGAACAUUGCGAGACGAAGAAGGGAUUCUUCCUCGGAUAUGCCGUUCACAAGUUGCUGUCGUGCAAGCUUGGUCGGGCCGAGGAAGAUGACCGUGAUCAUUUUGGAAAGAAAAGAUUGGAUCUUGCCGGACCCUUGUUAGGAGGAUUGUUCAGAAUUUUGUUCCGGAAAUUGACGCUGGAUGUACGAAAACAUUUGCAACGAUGCCUGGACGAAGGCAAGCACUUUAAUACGGGUGCUGCCAUCAAGUCCAAUCAUAUCACUGAUGGGCUCAAGUACUCGCUGGCCACUGGAAACUGGGGGGAUCGAGGAUCUGCUGCGUCAAAGGCCGGUGUUAGCCAGGUGCUCAAUCGCCUCACGUAUGCUUCCAGUCUGAGUCACUUGCGACGAUGCAACACUCCGUUGGCCAGAACAGGAAAGCAGGCAAAGCCACGACAGCUGCACAAUACACAUUGGGGCAUGGUUUGCCCUGCCGAAACGCCCGAAGGUCAGGCUGUCGGAUUGGUUAAGAAUCUUGCACUGAUGGCUUACAUCACUACGGGAACAGCACAAGUUCCCGUGUUGGAGUUUUUGGAAGAAUUCUCCACUGAAAACCUUACCGAUAUCUUGCCGUCUGUCAUUGCGGAGCCCAACACGUGCAAGAUCUUUGUGAACGGAAACUGGGUAGGAAUUCAUCGCGAUCCAAAGGCCCUUGUGGAUACCUUCCGAUCCCUCCGUCGAAUGGUGGACAUUGAUGCCGAAGUUAGUAUCGUCCGUGAUAUCUCUCAGAAGGAGGUUCGCAUCUACACUGAUGCCGGGCGUAUCUGUCGUCCAUUGUUUGUGGUACAAGACCAACAACUGUGCAUUCAACGACAACACAUCUUGCAGUUGCAAGGGUUGAGCAUGGUUGAAGGCGGAGAAGAGGGCGUAGGCGGCGCCGAGGCCAGCGCGAAACGGCUCACCUGGACAGACCUCCUCAUGGAAGGUUUGGUGGAAUACAUUGACACUGAAGAAGAAGAAACGACAAUGAUUGCCAUGGAGCCAAAGGAUUUGGAUUCGGAGGACUCCUACUCCAGCACUUACACGCAUUGCGAGAUUCAUCCAAGCAUGAUCCUUGGGGUGUGCGCUAGUAUCAUUCCAUUUCCAGAUCACAAUCAGAGUCCGAGAAAUACGUAUCAAAGUGCCAUGGGAAAGCAAGCCAUGGGCAUCUAUGCUUCAAACUAUCAAGUGCGUAUGGACACAAUGGCGCACGUUUUGCAUUAUCCCCAAAAGCCUCUCUGUACAACUCGUGCUAUGGAGUUCUUGCACUUUCGAGAGUUGCCUAGUGGCGUGAAUUGUAUCGUCGGCAUUAUGAUUUACACCGGAUACAACCAAGAAGAUUCUUUGAUUAUGAACCAAUCCGCCAUCGACCGAGGUCUCUUCCGCUCUAGCUACUACAGGUGCUACAUUGACCAAGAGAAGGCUAGUAGCAUGGGGUCCAGUGCCAACUCGGAAAUAUUUGAAAAGCCCAGCUUGGAUUCGACGCGCGGUAUGAAGCAUGGCGAGUACGGCAAGCUUGACGAUGAUGGCUUGGUCGCUCCGGGAACUCGUGUGUCGGGGUCGGACAUUCUCAUUGGGAAAACGGCGCCAUUGGACGGUGGUGGGCAUACCGGUCCCAGUCGCUACACGAAGAGAGACUGCAGUACCAGUAUGAAAGCCAACGAAAACGGUAUCGUGGACAAUGUGAUGGUUAGCACAACAAAGGAGGGGUAUCGUUUCACAAAAGUGCGCAUCAGGAAUGUCCGUGUGCCGCAAGUCGGUGAUAAGUUUGCUUCUCGCCACGGACAAAAGGGAACUAUUGGAAUGACCUACCGACAGGAGGACAUGCCGUUUUCAUGCGAAGGGAUCGUCCCUGACAUUAUUGUCAACCCACACGCCAUUCCUUCCCGUAUGACUAUCGCCCAGCUCAUUGAGUGUAUUCUUGGUAAGGUUGUUGUGUUCCAAGGGUGUGAGGGCGACGCAACGCCAUUUACGGAUGUAACGGUGGAAGAUGUUUCGACACGUUUGCAUUCCAUGGGCUACCAGCGUCACGGCAAUGAAGCUGUGUAUCAAGGACACACGGGCCGCUUCUUGAAUGCCCGAGUCUUUUUGGGGCCAACAUUCUACCAACGCCUCAAGCAUUUAGUCGAUGACAAGGUGCAUAGCCGUGCCCGUGGUCCUGUGGCAAUGUUGACACGACAGCCUCUGGAGGGAAGAAGUCGCGACGGUGGUCUUCGCAUGGGGGAGAUGGAACGUGAUUGUCUGAUUACACAUGGUUGUGCCAACUUUAUGCGAGAUCGAUUCUUCUGCAACUCGGAUCAGUACCGAAUCCACAUUUGUGAACGCUGCGGCCUUACCGCACAAUCGAACUUGAAGAAAAUGACCUAUGAAUGCCGAACUCCCAUGUGCGUGGGUCGACCCACCAAGAUUUGCCAGAUCGAGAUUCCUUACGCCUGCAAACUUCUCUUUCAAGAAAUGAUGUCCAUGUGCAUCAGCACUCGAAUCUACACAUCCAUUAAGCAGCAGAACUAGGAUACUGCGAUGAGGUGCAUGGCAACCGUACUAGUUCGCACUGAGUUAAAUCGAUCCUUUGCGUUUCUUCCAAAACUAAUCAUAGCCAAUCUGCCCUAUGCUAUCUCGUGCCGUAAUAGACUGCUUUGGCUUUUUUUCUGUAUAAAUUAUGAACUAUGAUGCUUCUGGUAUGGUAGCAAACAGGGCCGGUGGUCCAGUAUGACUGUGUACCUGUCAGAAGGAUCCUGGCAUACUAAGAUCCCCUCCAGGUACCGUAUACCAAGACCUCUCUUGGCAUCCUUACAGCCUACCGGUAUUGUCCUAUUGCACAAUCUAUUUCCACACUAUUGUUCCCGCACUCCUAUUCCUACUACAACCGAAAUAAUUGUUCGUUGUGAUACCGCUUUUCCAACAAUGCUCUUGCUGUCAUGACUUUUCUCUCGUUGGCAAUCUCUGCAGUCGGUUCAGAAAGAGUCUGAUCGAGCGACCCUC
Messenger RNA from Seminavis robusta, 4537 nucleotides. Lineage: Eukaryota; Bacillariophyta; Bacillariophyceae; Naviculales; Naviculaceae. The record is from the annotation of a GenBank genome assembly.